Gastrolobium bilobum is the source of this 600-nucleotide messenger RNA. Its product is annotated as 21 kDa protein-like. Gene Ontology annotation, biological process: negative regulation of catalytic activity. The record is from RefSeq and is a predicted model, not a curated record. The transcript has a single exon. Gene Ontology annotation, molecular function: enzyme inhibitor activity. NCBI's taxonomy places the organism in Eukaryota, Viridiplantae, Streptophyta, Magnoliopsida, Fabales, Fabaceae. Bases 1 to 600 code for a protein of 199 amino acids.
AUGGAGACCAUUUCUUCUAAUCACCUUAUCACAUCCCUUGUUAUAAUUCUUGUCUCUAGUUUCACCACACACUCCUCCCAAGUCAUUGAAGGUAGCACAGUGUUCAUUAGAACUUCAUGUAGCUCCACAACUUACCCAAGACUCUGCUUUAGCUCACUAGUAAAGCAUGCAGAGUUAAUUCAAACAAAUCGGGUGCUAUUAACGGGAACAGCCCUCAACGUGACUCUUGUAUCUGCUAAAUCAACCUCAGAUAUGAUGUCAACGCUCUCAAAGAGCCAUGGGCUGAAGCCAAGAGAGGUUGCGGCAAUGAAGGACUGUGUGGAAGAGCUGAGUGAUUCUGUGGAUGAACUUCGAAGGUCAAUUUAUGAAAUGGGUCAUCUUAGGAAUUCAAAUUUUGAGCUAACAAUGAGUGACGUACAAACUUGGGUUAGUGCUGCUUUGACUGAUGAGAGCACGUGCACCGAUGGAUUCCAAGAUAUUGCUUCUACGGAUGAUGAUGGGGAUAUUAAGAGCACAGUGAGAGGUCGAAUUGUGCAGGUAGCCCAAUUGACUAGCAAUGCUUUGGCUUUGAUAAAUCAGCUAGCUAAUUCCCAUGGCUAA